AGGGCGCUGCCGGCGGCGGGGCUGCUCCCGGUGGUGAGUGGAGGCCGCGGGCGGCAGCCGGAACCGGGGAUCGGGGCGUCUUAGUGACCGCGGACUAUCGACAGAAACCCGGAUUAAAGACCCACUAGAGACCCAGGGGAGCGCAGACAGCCCGGUAAUUACCCCCAUCCCCUAAUAAUUAUUCAAUUUCCAUAAUAAUAAGCUCAUCUUCCUAAAAAUUACCCCUUCUCCUAACAAUUAGCCUCCUCCUCUAAUAAUUACUCAUUUUUCUGCGUAAUUAACCCUCUCCCCAAAUGUCAAGCACUUGCCCCGACAAUUACCCCAUUCCCUGAUAAUUACCCCUUUUCCCCUCACAAUUGCCCCUUUCCCCUCAUAAUUACCCCUUUUCCCCUCAAUUAGCCCAUUCCCUGAUAAUUACCCCUUUUCUCCUCUCAGUUACCCCCUUUACCCCGAUAGUUACUCCCUUUACCCUGACAAUUACCCUAUUCCCUGAUAAUUAACCCCUUUUACCCUGACAAUUACCCUAUUCCCUGAUAAUUAACCCCUUUUCCCAUUAUUCUUUCUCUUUUCCAAGUAGUUACCCCUUUUUCAGAUAGUUACCCUUCUUCCCUGGUAAUAACCCCCCUUUCGAAGGUAGAUACCUCCUUUCCCCUGGAGUUAGCUCUGAAUUCUUCAAUACCUGAGAGUUAACAGCCAUUCCCUGAGUUUUAAUCAGGCAUGUAAUGGAUAUUGACUUGCCAUUUCCUGGGUAUUGACCCUGGUUUACCUGGGAGUGCUGGGUUGUGGGGGAAUGGGGGGCAUGGAAUGGGGAAUAUACGUUCAAGCCUGUUAUCAAGUAGAUAUAUCCAGAUAUUUGGUGGUAUUCACAUCCAGAUGGAAGUGUUCCUGUAUCAGGUCUAGUUAAAUGUGAAGCAUGGAAGUUCCUCAGCUAGAUUCACUGCCAGUUCCUUGGGGCUGCAGCUGGGCAGCACAGUUCCAGGUCUGCACUGUUAGCUGGCUCACUCAUUGACCUGGAGCUCCAGGACUGGAAUAACCGACCCCCUCACACUGAUUUCCCCCGAAAUCGUGAAUGAGUUUAUUCUGUUGCCCCUUCGCUCCUUGUGACUGUUGCCCAAAAGGGACAAAGGGUGAAGUUAUCAGUGAGUUUCUCUGUGGAAAUUCUAGGGAGGUUUCUGAAUCAGAUUUGAAGGGAAUUCUGAACUCAGUACAGGACGAGAUGGCUACUCAAAUCUUUCGCCACACUUCCAAGUCUCGACCGACAUUAAUGGAUUCAAUCUGCCAUCAGCCUUUCAGCAAGGGUUUUUCUUAAAGCUCAGACUCACAGCCAACACUGAAUUGCAGGAGCUGCUGGCUUGCUCCCAGAAACCAUGUCAGAGUCGCAAGAGAAUGAGAAGCCGGAGAAAGAUAAGCGGGCUGUGAGGCCAAAGGUCCGACGAGGAGAUCCAGAAGAUCAGGGGGGAAGCCGGAGCAAAAAGAAGAACAAAAAUUCCCACAAAUCCGAUCUGUUCGUUGGCGAUUCGGGCUGUGGACAGAAGAAGGAGAAUGUCAGGAGUCAUUCGGGCAGAAAACUGGGAAGACAGAGCCCAGAUCGGACUCAAGAGGAUUCCCAUAAUGUGGGAGCGUGCAAACUGCACAGCAGAUCCUUGAAGCAGCGGAUUCAGGAUGUUGUGGGUCAGUGCUUCCCUAUUAAAUCCCACAGCCUCCACUCUGCCACUUUAUCCUCCUCCAAAAGAAAGAUUCACAUCAGUGAACUGAUGCUUGAUAAAUGCCCCUUCCCCGCUGGUACAGAUUUGGCACAGAAAUGGUACCUGAUCAAGCAGCACACUGCCCCUGUCUCACAGAGCUUGCCAAUGCUGGAUGCUGCAUCUUCUGGCGGGACACCUGUGGAGGAUGAAGAUGACCGUUUGCGGGAGAGAAGGCGGAUCAGCAUCGAGCAGGGGGUUGAGCCUCCUCCCCACGCACAGAUUCACACCUUUGAGGUAACAGCACAGAUCAAUCCCUUGUACAAACUAGGGCCCAAACUGGCGCCAGGAAUGAACGAGCUGGCUGGAGAUGACCGGGCCACCCUCCAGGUACAGGAGAGCACGUCAGUUGAAGAGUUGCCCCCUCCCCAAGUGCCCCCAGAGCAGGUGGAGAUCAAAGAUGGCUAUCGCGCCCACACUCAGAUUGACUAUAUCCACUGCCUGGUGCCUGACCUCUUAGAAUUGACCACUUUUCCCUGUUACUGGGGAGUGAUGGACCGAUACCAAGCUGAGGCUCUGCUCGAGGGUAAACCAGAGGGAGCCUUCCUACUGCGCGAUUCUGCCCAGGAGGACUACCUCUUCUCUGUCAGCUUCCGCAGAUACAGCCGCUCCCUGCACGCACGCAUUGAGCAAUGGAAUCACAACUUCAGCUUCGAUGUCCACGACCCCAGUGUUUUCCACGCUCCCACUGUCACCGGCCUCCUUGAGCAUUACAAGGAUCCAAACUCUUGCAUGUUCUUCGAACCUCUGCUCUCCAACCCCAUCAACAGGACCUUCCCAUUCAGUCUCCAGCACAUCUGUCGGGCAGCCAUUUCCAGCUGCUCCACUUACGACGGGAUUGACCUGCUCCCGAUUCCCAACACCCUGAAGGAAUAUCUGAAGGAAUAUCACUACAAGCAGAAGGUGCGAGUACGGAGGCUCGACACCAGGUGAAACAAGAGAAAUUGAACUGUAAAUCGACCUCCCUCCAAGCUCUCGAGCCGGGGGGUAAUCAACUUUAAAUAAUGACUCUCUUUAUUGUUCACUAUUUAUUUGAAGGCUGCAAAAUCCACAGUCUUUCUUUGGGUUUUUUCCUUUGUGCUAAUUUUAUGUUCUUCAAAGCACCAAAGUAUUGUGGCAUAAAGCCCGGUGACGUACAAUGUAAAGCUCCUUUGACACUGUAACCAUUAACACGUCUCACCACCCUAUUGUCCCCAAAUCUCUCAGGAGUCACAGUCCUCCUACCCCAAUUGGAUAUUUUAUCUAUUUCCUACACCAGCCAUCCUGUGUGUGAUUGCUACCCCUGGAGCUAAUGAAUACCCAAUUGAAAAUGACCAACUAAUUUCACAUCAGCUUGUAAAUUAAGGAUUUUACAUCUGUCAUUCAGACUGAAUUGAAACACAAGGCUCAGAAGUGAAAUCCCAUUGUUGUUCUGUACAUUAUUUUGAUUCACUGAAUUCUCCCGAUUCCUUUCCCCUGCCACCCUCUGCAUCCCUCCUCCCCACCCCAGUUCAAUCAGUAAUCCAAACUUAGAAACUUCCCAUUUAUAACUUUGAUGCACACACUAAGACUGAAGAUUGAAAUCAGUGUGGGGACCACUACAGACAGCUGCUUUGUUAAGGAUUUAGUUGCUGCACUGACUCAGUGUAAAUAUGGACCAUGUUAUUUGCGGGUAAUUAAGUAAUGUUGUUUUCAGAGAUUCUAUCUCCGUCUGUUGGCUGUGUUUCCUGUACCAUAAAGUGUAUGGAUUGUCAGAUUGCACUGUGCACUGCUAUUGAUCAGAAUGCAAUCUUAAUCUGGCACAUGAUUGAUGCAAUGUCUGUCAUUAAAUCCUGCAACGUGA
Molecule: messenger RNA, 3564 nt
Organism: Rhincodon typus (whale shark)
Lineage: Eukaryota; Metazoa; Chordata; Chondrichthyes; Orectolobiformes; Rhincodontidae
Gene: socs9
Product: suppressor of cytokine signaling 9
Exons: 2
Coding region: 1368-2675 (435 amino acids)
Biological process (GO): intracellular signal transduction; phosphatidylinositol phosphate biosynthetic process
Cellular component (GO): phosphatidylinositol 3-kinase complex
Molecular function (GO): 1-phosphatidylinositol-3-kinase regulator activity
Source: RefSeq, a predicted model, not a curated record